GCGGGGGGUACGAAAGCGGAAUCCACGGGGCGCGGGGGACCCACCUGAAAGUGAGCAGGGACCACUGCUGUGGAAGUUGUCCAUGCAGCAGCUGCUUUGUCAAGUACAAAGUCUUCUUGGAGGACUCAACCACACAUCUUUUGGAGGAAGCACGAGGUCAUCUUUCCCCACUGGCUCUGAUCCUUCCUGGGAAGUUGUCCUUUGGGGGGCCAGCAGUGGACCUCACUCAUCAGCUUUGAUCCUCAGGCCUUGGAUCAUCAGCCUGCAGGAUACAGCUGUCAGGCUUAGAAAACUCUGCAUGGCUUAGUAGCCCUGACUGCACUGACCACUGAUCCACUGAGGAGCCGAUGUCUGCAGUUCUCAUCCUGGAGGGACAGACACUGCUGUUCUCGGCUCCCUGGCAUGGCUGCAGGCAUGGCACUGCAGCACCUCACACUCCUGGCUGGCCUCCUGGUAGGAGUUGCCAACGAGUCCACAGAAAGCGAGGCCCAGCAGCUCGAGUGUUGUGUGGAUGUGGUGGAUAUCAAUGCCACCUGCCCAGGAACAAGCCUGUGUGGCCCAGGGUGCUACAGACACUGGAAUGCGGAUGGGAGCACCAGCUGUGUCCGGUGCCAGAACGAGACCUUCGCAGCCUUCAAUGGCUCCGAGUGCAGAAGCUUUGCCGGCCAGAACACACAGUUCCCCAUGAACAGCACAGGGACUCUUGGACAGCCACAUUUAGGGGGUCCUCAUGUGGCAGCCUCUCUCUUCCUGGGGACGUUUCUCAUCAGUGCAGGUCUCAUCCUCUCUGUGGCUGGGUUCUUCUACCUCAAGCGUUCCAGGAAGCUCCCCAGGGUCUUCUACAGGAGAGACAGAGCCCCUGUCCUACAGCAUGGUGAAGCUGCUGCGAUGAUUCCCCCACCACAGUCUUCAGUGAGGAAGCCACGAUACGUCAGGCGAGAGAGACCCCCAGAAAGAGCCAGGGACUCCUCUGCCUUCUCUGGAGUGGAGGCCCGCAUCAGCAACGUUUAACCUGGAGGCCUGUCAAGACUCCACCCUGCGGUAGCAGAAGCCCAAGGAAGCCCAGCACACAAAGGGCUGAUGUUUCCUGCAGCUUGGGACAGGCCAGAAUUGGCUCAU
Messenger RNA from Castor canadensis (American beaver), 1119 nucleotides. RefSeq names its product chromosome 7 C1orf159 homolog (gene C7H1orf159). The record is from RefSeq and is a predicted model, not a curated record. Lineage: Eukaryota; Metazoa; Chordata; Mammalia; Rodentia; Castoridae.